Molecule: messenger RNA, 786 nt
Organism: Carica papaya (papaya)
Lineage: Eukaryota; Viridiplantae; Streptophyta; Magnoliopsida; Brassicales; Caricaceae
Source: RefSeq, a predicted model, not a curated record
ACCUCCAAUCCUAUAACUGUUGCAUGUUUUAAUGGCUGGUUUCACAGAAUCAGAGAAGAAGUAAUCUCCUCCAGAUUGUUCACUUACUGGACAAGUGAUUCAUAUCAAGCUACAGGAUGUUACAACCUUCUUUGUUCGGGCUUUGUGCAAACCAACGGCAAGAUUGCCAUUGGAGCUGCCAUUUCACCUGUUUCAACCUACAAAGGCAGCCAGUUUGAUAUAACCAUUCUUAUUUGGAAGGAUCCAAAACUUGGAAAUUGGUGGAUGGGAUUUGGAGACAAUACACUGGUAGGGUACUGGCCAGCAGAAUUGUUCACACACUUGGCAGACCAUGCUACUAUGGUGGAAUGGGGUGGAGAGGUUGUGAAUUCGCGUGCCAAUGGUGAGCACACCUCGACACAGAUGGGCUCCGGUCAUUUUGCUGAAGAUGGUUUUGGGAAAGCAAGUUAUUUUCGGAAGCUCGAGAUUGUUGAUUCCGAUAACAGUUUGAGUUCAGUGAGUGAAGUAUCAACUUUAGCUGAGAACACAAAUUGCUACAAUAUUCAAAGUGCUUACAACAAUGAAUGGGGAACUUAUUUCUACUACGGGGGACCUGGGUAUAAUCCACGGUGCUCUUGAAUUAACCAAGAUAAUCAUCUAGACGACGUUAUUUGGAAAAAUAUAAACGUCCAUCAAAUUCUUUUUGAAAGUGUAAUUAUAAAAUUAUUAUGUGCUAUUUCCUUUCUUGUUUAUGCUAGUUUUAUAUGUUUAAUUUUGUUUAAAUGCAAGCAAGGAAUUUGUAUCUUA